AGUGUAAACUAGUGUUCCACGUGUUAAAAUACUUAAAGAUUUAGUGACCCUGUCGUCUGUAUGUUUUAUAGGUAGCUGCAAUGGAUGAAAAUUAUCGAAAAGCCUUACAAAACUUAAAUUCAUACCUAGUAAAAAAUUUAGAAUUGAGUACAGAUUUCCUAGUUAAAUUUAGAGAUACUGGAAUUAUACAGUCAAGCUGGAUUGCCAUUAUUAUGGUACAGGUGAGUCGUUUUUUUUUCAAUUUUCUACUUAAUUAUUAAACAAUUUAUUGCAAUUUAUUCUUUCUUUACUUCCUCUUCGUUCUCUCCGUUUCCCUUUCUACAUUCCUAAACAAAAUGUUCUUUCUAGACAGCGGCCAGCAAAGAAGAGAGAAACUCCAAAUUUUUAGAAUGUAUUACAAAGACAGAUAACAAUGCAUGGGAAAUAUUAAUGCAAUCCUUAACCGAUACGGAUCAAGAUGAAAUAGCUCUAAAAUUACGUCAUUCAUUAAUUGAAGUAGAGGAAGAAAAUGAAAAAGAAGAAUCAUGAACACCUUUUAUCUAUAGAGAAAAAUUCACUUUGUUUACUUUCGAAACCAAUACUGUGUAUUGGCUAGAUUGUUGUUUCGUUUCACGAGUAAUGAAUUGUAUUUUGAAACCUGUCUAUAAUAUAAAUUAUGAUUUUUAAUAAACCUGUAAUUCCUACAAUUUAUUAAAUAUUUGUUUAUUACACAAUAAUUAUUUUUUGAAGAUAUUAUCAAUAGAAACAUUUUAUUAUUCAUUUACAAUGAAGGUAAAAGACCUAUUGGAAAAGUCAUCAGGUAAUUAAUUAAAUUCAAUCGCACUCUUUUUGUCAAACAGUUGAACGCUUUUUGAAUAAUUUAAUAAAUCAGACGGUGAAUUUUCCAUCGCGUGUGCUAAAGGCCUAAAUCUCCAAGACAACACAGGGAUGCGUUUGAAAAAUUGAAGAGGUUUUCUUUUAUCCUUCAUUCUUGUAAAGAAAAGAUGAAAGGAAAGACGGUGUGAAAAAAUAAAUCUUUACUUAAUAGAGUAUAAAAUGGAAAAAUUUCCGAAGAGAACUAGGAAGAAGGAUAUUCUAACGGCGCACAAUGAGAGAAUGUUGAACGCUCAUAGAAAGAAUAGGGUUCAUGAAGAUCAUUUAAAGACUACUAUUGAGCACUUGAACUCUCAAUGUGCAAAGGCUGUUGCCAGAUUGAAUUUAGACAUUCAUAAUUACUAUCACACUGAAGCACUUUUAAGAAUGAAAGAGAGUAGAGAGACAAAAGUGGAUACUUCGCAAUCUACUACUUCUACGGCAACUUUGAGAACUUCGUGGCCAGUAUUUGAAAAAUUUAAGAAAGCUCCCGAAACAACUCGUGUAAAACUUUAUAAAAUGAAAGGUGGAGAAUUGAUUGAAAAGAAAAUAUUAACACCGGAAGAACAAAAAAUUAUGGAGGAAACGAAUUUUAUGACCAACUUGACAUUUUCAAAAACAAAUCAAUUGGAAAGUAUAAAGAAAAAGCCAAGAAUUUUAGAACAAGAGAAUAUAUCUUGUGAAAUAAAACUAGCAAACUUUGAUAUUCUCAAAGGAAAAUUUAAGCUAGAUCGCUUUGUCAGAAAAAAACGAAAAUUUACUGUAUCAAGAAUCUUAACAGCCGUAGAAGAGGAAAAGGAGAGAGGAGAAAAAGAGGAAGAAAAAGAAGAGCAACAACUUGCUGAUGAUCAUGCUAAUGAUGUUGAUGAUGGUGAUGAUGAUAAUGAUUAUGAUGUCUGUGAAGGAAGUGCAGACGGUAAGAAUGAAGAAAAAGAAAAGUAAGAAAGAGGAAAUAAACUUGACAACUACAUAGUAUUAUUCAUAAUAUUUACAUAAAUGAGUGAGUUUCUAGGAGAAUAAGACGAA
Molecule: messenger RNA, 1878 nt
Organism: Dimorphilus gyrociliatus
Lineage: Eukaryota; Metazoa; Annelida; Polychaeta; Dinophilidae
Source: the annotation of a GenBank genome assembly